Messenger RNA from Xiphophorus maculatus (southern platyfish), 326 nucleotides. Its product is annotated as protein S100-B-like. Bases 1 to 300 code for a protein of 99 amino acids. Gene Ontology annotation, cellular component: cytoplasm; nucleus. Gene Ontology annotation, molecular function: transition metal ion binding; calcium ion binding; RAGE receptor binding. The record is from RefSeq and is a predicted model, not a curated record. Gene Ontology annotation, biological process: positive regulation of cell population proliferation; positive regulation of canonical NF-kappaB signal transduction. The transcript has 3 exons. Lineage: Eukaryota; Metazoa; Chordata; Actinopteri; Cyprinodontiformes; Poeciliidae.
AUGGAGGCCUCUACAGAUGAUUUCUCAGAGUUGGAGAGUGGUAUGGCCAGUAUCAUUAAAGUUUUCCAUAAAUACUCGGGUCACAACUGCACGCUGAGGAAGGCAGACCUUAAAGCUCUCAUCAACAAUGAGAUGAAUCACUUCAUCAAGAAAAUUAAGGACAAGAAGAUCCUGGACCGGCUCUUCACUGAUCUGGACCAGAACGGAGACCUGGAGAUCGACUUCAAAGAGUUCGUAGCCCUCAUCGCCAUGGUUACUUCAGCAUGUCACGAAAUCUUCAACCAGGCCCACAAACAUUGAUCAGUAUGUUUGCACUAUAUAUUCAU